AUGACUACGAAACAUUUAUCAAGUAUUCUUAAUCUUCCUAAUUUUAUGAAAGAAUUAAAUGGUAAUUUACUUCUUCAUCAAAAAACAGGAAAUAAAAAAGAACAAAUUAAUUUAUUAAAACAAACAAUAAAUGCAUUAUAUAUCUUUCCAAAUGAAAUUUCUAAAGAUGUAGAUAUUUUAAAAGAGCGUGUAUUACCAUUUGAUCAAAGAACUUCUUCAAAUGGAGAUGAUAACAGAUUAAGUGCUUUUCAUUAUUGUUAUUCAAAUUUAAUUAAUUUAAUAAAAACAAAACAUCCAAAAAAAGCAAGUGUUUAUGCAAUGAAAGAGAUUAAAACAUCAGAAGAAUAUAUUGAAUCAUUAUCUAAAUUUGUUUUUGUACCAUUGUUAUAUCAAGAAGUAUUUAUCUAUAGUUGUUGUGAAGAGUAUUUAACUAUAAUUAAUUUAGAGUAUCAAUCACCUUUAUUAUUUUGUCAAAUACGUUCAUUAGAAAAUAUUGGUAUUGCUUUGGGAGUGUAUUCUCCUUCUCCAGACCUUCUUCAUUGGGACGAUGACUUUCCAUUAAAAUGUUGUCAAUUAAAAUUUGAGUUACCAAAAUUUACACCACCUAAUUUAUCAAAAGCUGUUGGAGAACGUGCCUUAUUUAAUGAAGCAAUGUUAGACAAAUUAAAUUUAUGUAUAAAAUAUCUCCCAGAAGGUAAUGUAAAAUGUUUAAUAAAAAUGAAAUUAGCAUUAUUUUAUUUUCAAAACGCUAAACUUGAACUAGCUUUAGAAUUACUUCUUGAGAUAGCAAAAGAAUUUACUUUAAUGAAUCAUUUAUCAAGAUCAUAUUAUUGUUAUGUACUUGCAUAUCAUUGUACAUCUUCAAUAAAAAAAAGAAUAUUCAUUUUAUUAAGACUAUUAGUACUAUCAAAGAUUGAUGAAGAUACUAAAAUAACAAUGGCAACCAACUUUAAUAUUAUUGGACAUCCUUUACUUAAUACUUCUUCAAUUAUCAAUGAAAUAAAACAAUUUUUCACUUCAUCACAAAAAGAAACAAUCAGUGCUGAAAAUGUUAUUACAAUUUCUACUCACCCCACAACACUAACACUAAACAUUCCACUAACGUUAGAAUGUGUUAUUAAUAAUACUGAAUUAAUUUUAUACCCUGACCAACCUAUCGUUUUAACAAUCAACUCUUCUCCUCUUUUGAUUAAAGUUAAGAAUGGUCCAACGCUUCUUGUUCCAACAUCAAUUCAUUCAAAGAAUGAAUCUAAUCAACCUAUUAGUAUGGAAUGUCAUAUGCCAGAAUUUAUUAAAGUAGAUAAAGAAUGGGAAGGAAAAGUAGGGGUUAAAAUUGACAUGAAUAAACCUGUUUCAAUAUUCAAGGUUAAAGGUAAAGUCUUUAAAAAAACUACAACUGUAGCUUAUAAAUUAAAAAACUCUAAUGAGUCCAUAGAUGGUAAGAUAUCAAUGAAACAUGGAAUUAUUGAUAUGACCUCAUUUGAAGUGCCAUGUCAAAUUGCAUUGUAUUUACCAAUUAGAGGUUUAAGUUAUGAAAAAAAAGAUUGUAAGUGUUUGUUUAAAUGUGAAGGAGAAUGGCCAUUUAGUCUUGAAACUAUUGCCAUAGUACAAGACCCUAUUUCAUUUCCUAAUACUGUCCAUCCUAUUCAUCAGAACCAACACUGGUGUGUUGAAAUACCUAUUAGCAAUAAAGUAGAUGGUAAAAUCAUGAUUAAAACUAUUGCAUUAAGUGUUAAUAAUGUAAUUAUGAAUAAACUUGAAGAGGACAUUGAGAUCUGUAAAAACCAAAGUUAUAACUAUCUUACUAAUAGUUGUGAAGAUGGAGUCCAACAAUUAGAUGUUGUAUUUGAAUAUAAAGGAAAAAUUUACCAAUAUAAUAAUACUAUAGAUUUUAUUAAAAUACCAACAUUCUAUAAGGUUCAAUACAAAUGGGAUACUUGUGUUAUUAGUAAAGGAGAAUCAGUGAAUGUUAUUUUGUCAAUAACAGCAAAUGAAGAUAAUAAACAUUUAUUAGUUCAAGUAGAUAAUAAUGAAUAUUUUUGUGUUUGUGGAUUUAAUACAAGAAAAAUCCAAUUAGAAGUUGGUGAACAAAUAACAAUCAAUUAUCAAUUUAUUAGUCUUCAUGCAGGAAUAUGUCCAUUACCACUAAUUAAAUUUACUCGUAAUGGAGUAGAUUUACGAGUUGAAUAUGAAAAUGAAUUACCAAACAUAACUGUAUUACAAGAGAGUGAAUGGUUUGAUGUGUUAAAAGAAUGA
This is a messenger RNA of Entamoeba dispar SAW760, 2256 nucleotides long. RefSeq lists its product as uncharacterized. The coding region runs from base 1 to 2256 and encodes 751 amino acids. NCBI's taxonomy places the organism in Eukaryota, Evosea, Mastigamoebida, Endamoebidae. The transcript has a single exon. The record is from RefSeq and is a predicted model, not a curated record.